AGAACCUGCAACGAGUUCUCUCCUUUGUUCUUCCUUCUUCCAUAAGACUAAUGAUGAACACUAAGUUAUCACUUUCUCAGAACAAGAGCAUUGGUUUCACAGUCCGUUUCAACGACACACGCACUUGUUAUGGACGUUCAAGCAUUUCCGCAACUGUCAGCUCAAAGCCAGCCUACUCUGGAGAACUCAAGGUUGCAGAAGAGACAACAAGAAGGGAGCCAUUGAAUAACGAAGACAACUUCUUGUCAAAAAUGGCGAUUAAUUAUCUAUCAAAGACUCUUCAAGACACGGCAGGGAUGAGUAGUAGUAGCAGCAAAAGUACUGGUUAUGAUAGCUUAGUGGAUACGGCAACUAGGGUUGCGGGUAACUUAGACAUCAAGCAACAGCAUGAGCUUGUUCUUGUCGCUUUGGACAGAGCAUUUCCAGCAGUGAUACUCUCCUUGAUCAAAAUGCUUUUACCACCUUCAAAACAAUCAAGAGAGAUGUUCGCUCUAUUCACCACAGUAUUUUUCGCUUGGCUUGUUGGACCUUCAGAGGUGAGGGAGACUGAGGUUAAUGGAAGAAAAGAGAAGAGUAUGGUGUUCAUAGAGAAGUGCAGGUUUCUUGAGCAGACUAAUUGUGUUGGUAUGUGCACUCACCUUUGCAAAAUCCCAUCACAAAUCUUCAUCAAAAACUCACUUGGAAUGCCUAUCUACAUGAUGCCCGAUUUUAAUGAUCUUAGCUGUAAGAUGAUGUUUGGUCAGGAGCCUCCAGAGAUCAAAGAUGAUCCCGUAAUGAAACAACCAUGCUUUCAAUUCUGCAAAUCAAACAGAAGCUAUGGUGUGAAGCACUAGAUCAUGUACAAGGGACAUUAAACAUGAUUGUGUAAUCAAAACAUAUAGUAUUUAAGUUUAUCUUGUAAAGAUAAAUCAGAGAUUACAAUUACUUAUAGAAGCAAACCUCACAUAUGCCCUAAGAACAUCAAAACUGUUUGAGUUUGCAAAAAGAAUAAGACAAUUAAUAUAUCUAUAAGACCAAGAUGAGUGUUAGACAAAAAACAAAAGCUGCACAACUCAAGAAGAUAUGCAGAAUCAAUAUUGAGGUGUGUAAGAGUAAUUAGGUUGGUUUUGGUUUUGUCUUAUAUUCAUGUGUCCUUGUCUUCCUUCU
Messenger RNA from Eruca vesicaria subsp. sativa (arugula), 1146 nucleotides. The record is from the annotation of a GenBank genome assembly. NCBI's taxonomy places the organism in Eukaryota, Viridiplantae, Streptophyta, Magnoliopsida, Brassicales, Brassicaceae.